AUGCUUAUCAAACGUUUGUUCGUCAAGGAGCAACAAGAUUUCCGCCCGAUGUCUUCUCCGCGGUUCAGCAGCGGCAGCUGUCCAAGGUGGCAGCAGCGGGAUGCUCCUGCCAGCCGUGCCCCUAACCAGUAUCUAUAUCCAUGGUUUCCCCCAGCAUUCGGUCCUUCCCCUCCUUUCCAAACCAUCAAACACACACUCACCAUUUGCACAAUGAUAUCCAUCCUCACCAUCGCCGCCAGCGCGCUGGCCUUCUCAAGUGUGGCCUACAGCGCCCCCGCUGAACUCGCCCCCUCCAAUGGCACUGCCACGGUCUCAAACUACACUGUAUACUACGAGUGUAACCCAUCCAACCUGAAGUGGGCCGAAAUCAAGAACAUCCAGAUCGGCCGCGAUUAUCUAAACGGGCUCCCGGGCAAGGCUAAAAUCGCCGGAGGCAAGCACUGCGACCGCGUCAGCUGCUCGUAUAACUCGGCCAUUUUCUACUGCAACGACGAUGAUAACGAGAAGGAGGUCGAGUGGGAGAGGCUCGCCGAAUUCACCUCACUGCUUCUUGACAAGUGUGGUGAUAAGAGCGUGGUGAAGGGCAGGGUGUUCGACAGGCCUAACUGGCAUACUGAGGUUCAGGGUGAAGCUUGCUAA
Podospora anserina S mat+ is the source of this 639-nucleotide messenger RNA. RefSeq lists its product as uncharacterized. Bases 1 to 639 code for a protein of 212 amino acids. The record is from RefSeq and is a predicted model, not a curated record. NCBI's taxonomy places the organism in Eukaryota, Fungi, Ascomycota, Sordariomycetes, Sordariales, Podosporaceae. The transcript is spliced from 2 exons.